Molecule: messenger RNA, 820 nt
Organism: Drosophila obscura
Lineage: Eukaryota; Metazoa; Arthropoda; Insecta; Diptera; Drosophilidae
Product: SUMO-conjugating enzyme UBC9-A-like
Exons: 2
Coding region: 175-657 (160 amino acids)
Biological process (GO): protein sumoylation
Cellular component (GO): nucleus
Molecular function (GO): SUMO conjugating enzyme activity
Source: RefSeq, a predicted model, not a curated record
UAUUUCAUAGUUCAACCGGCAUCCGAGUGACGCGUAUCGAGCAAAAAUUUUCUCAGGAAAAAAAAAUCAAAUAAUUCGUAAAUCCGAGUGAAUACUUCUAGAGUGAUAAAAAACCGCAAGAAGGUAAAUCGUUUUCCACCGAAUAAUACAAUCGAGAAAAGAACUGAGUGCAGAAUGUCUUCUGUGGCUAGCAACGCUAUUUGUGAGCAGCGCAAGGAGUGGCGCCGCGAGCACCCUUUCGGUUUCAUGGCUCGCCCCAUGAAGAACCCUGACGGCACUUUGAAUCUCUUCGCCUGGGAGUGCGGCAUCCCCGGCAUGAAGGACACCAUUUGGGGAAAGGGUUACUACAAGCUCAAGAUGACGUUUGGCAACGAUUAUCCCAUCACUCCGCCUCAGUGCCAGUUCGAUCCACCAAUUUUUCAUCCUAAUGUUUUCUCUUCGGGGGCCAUUUGCAUGCCGCUGCUGGUCGAGGAAUUGGAUUGGCGCCCUGACGUUACCAUUCAGCAGAUAUUGCUUGCCAUCCAGAAGCUACUUUGCGAGCCGAACAUCAUUGGAUCGGCCGACGCCGAAGCCGCCAUCAUGUACAACGGCAACCGCCUGAUGUACGAGACUCGCGUGCUCUUCCAGGCCGAGGCCAUGCGCCGCCCCAAGGAGUAAACCGCACACACGCACACACACUCAAACACACAAACACACAGACGGAUAGUCAAAAACCAAAGAUGUUCAACCACACAAAUACACACUCACGUACAUAGCCAUAGCCUGUAUGUAAAAACUAGUUGAACAACCAAAUAAAUUGAAUUAAAAUUCAUUAGUAGCG